GUGGGUUUUUUUUUCCCAGAGAACAUUUGCAAAAAAUGAAUCCGUGUCAGGUGUGCGAGACUGCAACAAAAAACAAAUGCUCCAACUGCAACCAGGUCUCGUACUGCUCGGUGCAGCAUCAGAAGCAGGACUGGAAGGCGCACAAAGGCCAAUGCUAUCCAUUUAAGAUAGCGCAAAACGAGCUGCUGGGCCGCCAUUUGGUGGCCACACGUAACAUCAAACCCUAUGAGAUUGUUAUAAAGGAGGCGCCGCUGAUGCGCGGCCCGGCCCAAAUCUCGGCGCCGGUCUGCAUGGGCUGCCUGAACUGCAUCGAGCCGAACGAUCACAUCACCUGCGACAAGUGUGGCUGGCCGCUGUGUGGGCCGGAGUGCCAGGCGCUGGACGAGCACAGGGCCGAGUGCCAGCUGACACAGGAGCGCGGUCAAAAGGUGAACGUGCAGGAGUUCAAUGGACCGCAUCCGCUCUACACCUGCGUCAGCGCGGUGAGAUGCCUCCUCAUUGGCGAGACAAAUCCGGCAAAUGCAGCGAAAUUCAAGCAACUGGAAACGUUGGAGCAAACACGUCGCGGCUCGAAUCAAUGGAAGGCUGACCUGGCCAGCAUUGGACAGUUCAUACCCAAGUUCUUUCGCACGCAGAAAUUCAGCGAGGAGGAAAUCAUGCGUGCCGUGGGCGCCCUGCAAAUCAAUGGACACGAGGUGCCCACAUCGGAUCCACCGCAUGUGGCGGUAUUCUAUACGGCCUCGUUUACGGAAAACUCGUGUGUGCCCAAUCUGGCCAAGAGCUUCAAUAAGCAUGGACACUGCAUGCUCUGGGCACCACGCGAGAUCAAAAAGAAUUCGCAUUUGAGCAUUUGCUAUUCGGACGCCGUUUGGGGCACAGCCGAUCGCCAGCGGCAUCUGAUGCAGACGAAGCUCUUCAAGUGCAGCUGCGAGCGCUGCCUGGAUGUCACCGAGCUGGGCACCAACUACAGCGCCCUCAAGUGUGAGGAUCGCAAGUGUCCCGGCCUGUUGUUGCCAAUCAAGGCGGACGACUGGAAUGGCAGCUGGCGCUGUCGCGAGUGCCAGAAACAAGUGCAGAGAAAGUACGUGGACGGCAUAUUGGAGCGCGCCAGUCAGGAUAUUCAAAGCAUGGAAAAAACUGCCGAAAAUGGUUUCAAAUACUUAAAGCACUACGAGAAAUGGUUGCCCACGCAGCAUUAUCACCUGAGCGAGGUUAAAAUUCUUCAGGUGCAGCUGAUUGCCAAGGAUCAGCAGGAGCUAAUGAUACUAUCCGAUGAGCAUCUGCAAUUGAAAUUAAAAUAUGCCAAGGAAUUGAUUGAACUCUAUGAAACUAUAGCGCCCUGUGAAGUCCGAAUGCUGGGCACACUCUGCUUUGAGCUGCAUUCAGCUAUUUCCGAGAAUACACGACGCAUAGCCCUACAAUCGAAUCUCUCGCCCAGGGAAAUGCUUGAGGAAUCUUUGCUGUACGUGGAAAAGUGCGUCAACUAUUUGCAAUACGAAUCGGACAUAUUUGUCGAGGGGCAUAUCUUGAAACAGGCAAAAAUCAAUCGAGAUGCUUUGCGCAUGGUCAUUAGAAUAUCUUAAUUAUGUACUUACACUCAUUUUUGACCUUUUUUUUAUUGAUUAUUGUGCUGUCGGUGAAAGUAUAACAGAAAAACCACA
Molecule: messenger RNA, 1661 nt
Organism: Drosophila montana
Lineage: Eukaryota; Metazoa; Arthropoda; Insecta; Diptera; Drosophilidae
Gene: SmydA-1
Product: SET and MYND domain containing, arthropod-specific, member 1
Exons: 6
Coding region: 36-1583 (515 amino acids)
Source: RefSeq, a predicted model, not a curated record